Messenger RNA from Agelaius phoeniceus (red-winged blackbird), 2370 nucleotides. It is a transcript of the gene DTNB, whose product is annotated as dystrobrevin beta. The record is from RefSeq and is a predicted model, not a curated record. Gene Ontology annotation, cellular component: synapse; plasma membrane. Lineage: Eukaryota; Metazoa; Chordata; Aves; Passeriformes; Icteridae. Gene Ontology annotation, biological process: synaptic signaling. Gene Ontology annotation, molecular function: zinc ion binding.
CGGCCGGGACCGUUGGAGCGCGGCGGCGGCUGAGGCGGCCCGGCCGCCCCUGGAGCCCCGGGAGCCGCGGCAGCCCCGGCACCGGCUCAGGUCGUGGUUUUAAUGUCUGAAGAAGGAAGUGAGCCCGGGAAAGUGGAAGUUGCCCUGAGAGACUUCUCAGUGUGAUUCAGAAUGAUUGAGGAGAGUGGGAAGAGAAGGAGGACCAUGGCAGAGAAGAGGCAGCUGUUCAUGGAAAUGAGAGCCCAGAACUUCGACGUGAUCCGGCUCUCCACGUACAGAACCGCCUGCAAGCUGCGCUUCGUGCAGAAGAGGUGCAACCUUCACCUUGUUGACAUCUGGAACAUGAUUGAAGCCUUCAGAGAUAACGGCCUUAACACCCUGGAGCACAGCACGGAGCUCAACGUGUCCCGCCUGGAGACCAUCAUCUCCUCCAUCUACUACCAGCUGAACAAACGGCUGCCCUCCAGCCACCAGAUCAGUGUGGAGCAGAGCAUCAGCCUGCUGCUCAACUUCAUCCUGGCAGCCUAUGACAGUGAGGGCCAUGGGAAGCUGACAGUGUUCUCAGUGAAAGCCAUGCUGGCCACCAUGUGUGGGGGGAAGAUCCUGGACAAGCUCAGAUAUAUUUUCUCUCAGAUCUCAGAUUCCAACGGGCUGCUGGUGUUCCCCAAGUUUGAGCAGUUCCUGCGGGAGGUGCUGAAGCUGCCCACGGCCGUGUUCGAGGGGCCCUCCUUCGGCUACACCGAGCACUCGCUGCGCACCUGCUUCCCACAGCAGAAGAAGGUGAUGCUGAACAUGUUCCUGGACACGCUGAUGGCUGACCCUCCUCCCCAGUGCCUUGUGUGGCUGCCCCUCAUGCACAGACUGGCCCAUGUUGAAAAUGUCUUCCACCCCGUGGAGUGCUCGUACUGCCACUGUGAGAGCAUGAUGGGCUUCAGGUACCGCUGCCAGCAGUGCCACAACUACCAGCUGUGCCAGAACUGCUUCUGGAGGGGCCACGCCAGCGGCCCCCACAGCAACCAGCACCAGAUGAAGGAGCACUCCUCAUGGAAAUCCCCAGCCAAGAAGCUCACCCACGCCAUCAGCCGCUCUCUGGGCUGCGUGCCCAGCCGGGACCCGCCCCGCCCGCUCUUCCCCGAGCAGCCCGAGAGGCCCCUGGACCUGGCCCACAUCGUCCCCCCCAGGCCCGUGGCUAACAUGAACGAGGCCCUGGUCACCCACGUGUCCUCGGGAGCGCCCACGCCAACCAAAAGGUGCCAGCCCCGCAGCUGCAGCAGCCCCGAGCCGUGCCGGGAGGAGCACGCCCUGAUUGCCACCUUUGUGAGCCACCUGAGGAGCGGGGCACGUGCCCUGGACAGCCCAGGCCGGCUGGACGAGGAGCACCGGCUCAUCGCCCGCUACGCCGCGCGCUUGGCCGCCGAGGCUGGCAAUGCUCCUCGCCCUCCUGCAGAUCUGCCCUUCAGCUUCGAUGCCAACAAGCAGCAGAGGCAGCUGAUAGCAGAGCUGGAGAACAAGAACAGGGAGAUCCUGCAGGAGAUCCAGCGGCUGCGGCUGGAGCACGAGCAGGCCUCGCAGCCCACGCCCGAGAAGGCGCAGCAGAACCCCACGCUGCUGGCUGAGCUGCGCCUGCUGCGGCAGAGGAAGGAUGAGCUGGAGCAGAGGAUGUCAGCCCUGCAGGAGAGCAGGAGAGAGCUGAUGGUGCAGCUGGAGGGGCUGAUGAAGCUGCUCAAAGAAGAAGAACAAAAGCAGGCAGCGCAGGCCGCGGGCUCGGCCCAGCCCUCGCCCACCCAUGGCCGCCCACCCGCCGGGCCCGUGGCCCCACGAUCAGCCUCAGCCGGCUCCACACCCACACACGGAGCCCAGGACGCGCUGCCAGGACUCGGGGGCGACGUGCACGAGGCCUUCACACAAGGUACGAGGAGGAACCUGCGCAAUGACCUGCUGGUGGCAGCUGACUCCAUCACCAACACCAUGUCCUCGCUGGUGAAGGAGCUGCACUCAGCAGAGGAAGAAGAUGAAGAAGAAACAGAGAAGCUGCAGAACGGGAAGGACCGAGGUUAGGAGGGACCACAGGCUGGACAGCAGCUCAGGAUCCCUGCAGACCCUGACGGGUUUCCCGGUGCCGCAGGCUCGGAGGUUGCUCCUGCGAUCGAGGGACGUCUCCCCCCUCAGAAGAGGCGGUUCCAGCCCAUCCAUCACCAUCGUGCAACUGUGACCGAUCUCCACCACCUGCAGCCGCCGGGAGCCAGCACCGGGAGCUGUCCCGAGGCCUCUCCUGCCCCUCAGGCAUUGCAUGCACCCUCGGUGUGUUCCCACCCGGCUCAGCCGCUCAGGCAGGCUUAAAAAACGAAAAUAACACCUGAAAGGACACUG